AUGAUCUUGAGCUUAUUGAGGAAAAUCACUCAGACAACAUUUGUGAUAAUAUAAGUGCUGAGAAAGGCCACAUGGAUAUUAUUGAAAAUAAUGGUUUGUUUAUUGAAAAUCACCAAGCAGCUGUUCAAGGAAGUUUUGAGAAAGAUUAUCUACUAGAUAUUGAGAAUUAUCAAAUAGCCACUCAAGAUAGCUUUGGAAGUUUUGAGAAAAAUUAUCUAUUAAAUAUUAAAGAUUGCCCAGAUACUACUGAUCAAUACAUUCCCACUACUUCUACAGAAGAAAUUACCAUUAAA
Racocetra persica is the source of this 293-nucleotide messenger RNA. The record is from the annotation of a GenBank genome assembly. NCBI's taxonomy places the organism in Eukaryota, Fungi, Glomeromycota, Glomeromycetes, Diversisporales, Gigasporaceae.